Messenger RNA from Fundulus heteroclitus (mummichog), 3485 nucleotides. RefSeq names its product multiple epidermal growth factor-like domains protein 9. The record is from RefSeq and is a predicted model, not a curated record. Gene Ontology annotation, biological process: axon guidance. The coding region runs from base 167 to 2002 and encodes 611 amino acids. Lineage: Eukaryota; Metazoa; Chordata; Actinopteri; Cyprinodontiformes; Fundulidae. Gene Ontology annotation, cellular component: basement membrane. Gene Ontology annotation, molecular function: extracellular matrix structural constituent. The transcript has 6 exons.
GUCAGUCAUUGUGGGCAGCUAGCUUGCAGUGCGGCUGAAGUGUUGUCGGUAACAAACAGCAGCGUUCCGCCGCCGGGGGACAUCAAUGGUGGAGUACGCGUUCAUUGAGGGCCAGGUCUGAGGGAGACCUUUACUGGGGCUUGUACAUGGAGAGCUGAGGCCGAGCAUGAGUUUAACCUCCUCAAUGAUGUACAUAUCCCCAGCCCUGCUAGUCAUUCUCUUCGGAUAUAUUGGGUUUUCGGAAUCUGCCCCUCGCAUCAGUCCCAGCGAUGCGUCGCCUGUCUCCAGCAGGAAGCCCGGCUCAGCCUCCGACACCUGGGACACCUUCCUCCCCGGCGAGCCUCUCAGCGCCACAUCGCAGAGCGGCUCCCUGCCCGCUCCUCCGGCCGGGAUCGCACCCGAGCCGACAGCCCCCGCCGUCCCCGGCUCCCGAACGGCGACCACCUUCCAGCCUCCGACCACGGACCCCACGACCACCACCAUUCGCACCACCGAUGCUGGAAGAACCCCCUUCAGCCAGGAACACAUUACGGCGCCGAGUUCCCGGCUGAGCGGGGCGCGCAAACGCUCCGCCGACGCGCAGACGCCACUUUUCAGCGCGGAGAAAAUGCUGCAGACCAUGGUGUCCAUGGUUUCCCAGCGCACCACCAACGACGCCUGGCCCGCAGACAGCGCCGAUGCGUUGGUUACCUCCGUGGAGAACAGUGAAGAGGGGGGGUGUAACUGCAGCAGCGGCAGUGAAGGGAUCCUGGAUCCGGACAAAUGCAACCAGAGCAGCGGUCAGUGUUCCUGCCUGCUGGGCUACACGGGCCUCCAGUGUGACGAGUGUGAGGAGGAGUACUUCACCAACGGCACCAGUGGCUGUCUGCCCUGCUCCUGCGACUCCUUUGGUGCUGUAGACCUCAACUGUGACAGCUCAGGGACCUGCGUGUGUAAGACAGGGGUGUCGGGAUCCAAGUGUGAUGACUGCCACCCAGGUUUCUUCCACUUCAGCAACACCGGUUGUCGGCCAUGCCAGUGCAACAACCACACCAACUACUGCCACCCACAGUCUGGAGUGUGCGUGAACUGUACGGGGAACACCCAAGGGUUAAACUGUGAUGAGUGUAAGCCUGGUUUCUACCGCAGCCCUGGUGCCGCCCUGACCGAAGCCUGUGCACCGUGCCCCUGCUCCAACUCCACCUCCACCGGCACCUGUCUCACCGGUCCCAGUGGCUCUCCUGUGUGUGACCAGUGCCUUUCCCACUACAGCGGCCCACACUGUGACCAGUGCAGUCCUGGCUUCUACAACGCAUCUGGCUCUGGGGACUGCGUACCAUGCGACUGCAGCGGUAACGCAGACCCUCAUGGCCCUGCUCAGCUCUGUGACCCUAAAACCGGCAGCUGCCUCAGCUGCAUCAACAACACGUCCGGGUCCCGGUGCCAGGAGUGUGCCCCUGGGUUCGUAGGGGAUGCCAGAGCACAUAACUGCACCCGUCUAAACCCCCGAUUGAUACCAGCACCAGCAGAGGUCACGGCCAAGACCCCCACGUCCAGUGGCUCUUCCCCGACGUCAUCUUUCACCAGCACCACUUUGACCUCCACAGCAACCAAAGGCGGACCAAUCCAGAGAUCCAACAAUAAAGGGGACACCGCCUUGAGUAGUACCACCACCCAGGCCCUGCUGACCAGCCUGAGCAGUCCCACUGACAACACCACAGCAGCCCUGAAGGAGGUCUCAUGGACGCAGUUCAACGUCAUCAUCCUGGCUGUCAUCAUUCUGGUGGUGCUGCUGCUGCUGGGCUUUGUGGGAGGCGUGUACACCUACCGGGAGUAUCAGAACCGCAAGCUCAACGCCCCGUUCUGGACCAUCGAGCUAAAGGAGGACAACAUCAGCUUCAGCAGCUACCACGACAGCAUCCCCAACGCAGACGUGUCCGGCCUACUGGAGGACGAGGCCACUGAGGUGGCGCCCAACGGCCAGCUGGCCCUCACCACACAGGCAAACAACUACAAGGCUUAACGGCCCAUUCACUCCCAAAUCAGACUACUAGAUCUACAGACGACAUAAAGCUGCUGGAACAUACCAAAUCUAAAGCUCCCCAUCGCGUGACUGCUUGUUGUUACCCUGCUUCUCUGCAGAAAUCACAGCUCUUGGCAAACUGACGGAAAAUCCAAACGUCGGUGUCAGAGAUGCUGUCAGAAAAAUGGACACAAAGUUUAAACCUGAAACAUGGCCGUUUUUGUUAUAUUCUGAUUGUGAAAUGGAUGAUCAGUAAAAAGGGUUCCAAAAAGAAUAUGGUUUAUUAAGAUUCACGCCUGCAGAGGGCGCUGCUGUACUGUAAAUUGGACUAGGGUGAGACAGGUGCAAAAUUAUCCCUGAAACCAGUAAGAGGACUUAUGGGAGCCUAGCAUUUCAUAUUUCUUUUUUUUUUUUUUUAUGGACUCUGGACAGUUAAAGUUAAACUCAGAUCACUCCUCGGGUGAUCCUAAACUGAGACAAUGAUUGUUAUUUUCAUGAAUUAUUUAUUUAUUGACCCGUGGGAGAAAAUGCUGCACAUUUCGGACGUGUUUCUUCAUGGUGUUUUUAUCUGGCGUGCUGUUGAACGACGUUUUUUUUCACCCGGCCAGUCUGUUUCCAUGUAUAGAUCGUGUGCUCUUGGAGAGUCCGAGUGGAUCGACCUCACCUUUUGUUUAUAGCUUUCCGUCUUUUAAAGUGUGUCAGCCCGCUCUGAGUGUGUGAGAGGAGUGUUACCCUUAAAGAAACAACCGCCACCUUUUCUAUAAACGCCCCGUGUUGCGCCGCUGCAGGGGAAGUGACACAUCUUGGGCUUGCGUAAAACGCCGUAACAUUCUAAUCUAAUCUGCUCCCCGCUGCCUACCUCGGCAAAAGUUGGACAAACCUUCAAAUAAGUGGCUCACGGUUAUGCGAAGGGUGGGGGAGUGUGACUCAGCUGAUAAGGCCGUCCGCUGUGUGAAAAUAACAGGACUCCAGUGUUGAUUCUGUUGUCAUGGAGCACGCUGCUUCCUUAGACCACUUCCAGCCAUGUUGCAUCAGCAGGAGCGGCGAGCUGGGAAAUCAGUGCGGCCACCACAUGGAUCUCAUGGAUCUGGUGUCGUUUAGGCUGCCACCGGCCAGAUGCGCUUCUCUUUAUUCUGGCGAAUGAGUAAAGCUCAUGGUGGCAGUAACUCCUCAGGUACCGGCUCUCUCCCUAAUGUGACGACUGUAAAUAGAGCUCUUAAUGUACAGAUGAAUGUGAAUAGUAGCACGGUUAUUGUACAGGUAGGAUACUGUGUGUGCGCGCACUGUCACUCAACAAGCUCUGACCCUCUCUGGGUGUGAUGAUGCUGUCAGCUUUUUCUAUUGUUUUUAUUUCCUACUUAAACCACGUAGACGGCCGGAGGACUGAAAGCGCCCAGAAAUCAGAACUGCAACAAUCCAAGCUGUGUAAAUAAGACCUGAAACUCAAGAGCUCAACUCUCAAAUAAAAAUGGGUUUAACUGUU